CGAUAUCUCUCAGAUUGCAAGGGCCGUCAAGUGCAAAUGGUACUGGUCGUGUUGAAGUGUUCUUUGCAGGUCAAUGGGGAACAAUCUGUGAUGAUUAUUGGGAUUUAAUAGAUGCUACAGUCGCAUGUCGUCAACUUGGUUAUCUAAAUGCUGUUAGAGCUCUUCGAGGGAGUUCUGUUCCUGCCGGUUCUGGACAGAUUUGGUUGGAAAAUUUAGAUUGUAAGGGAAGUGAACAAACUUUGGACAAAUGUCCACAUAGAGAAUGGGGAAAACAUGAUUGUAAUCAUUACGAGGAUGCUGGUGUUGAAUGUGAGUCAACAGGUAAUUAUACUCUGACAUUAAUAGGAUAUUUUUUAGUUUUCAAGAAAUUAUGGCGUAUGCCAACCGCGGACAAACCGAAUAUACCAUUCGCUUUCGUCGUAUAUCAGGGCCUCAUAUCGUAGGGAAUGGGAACAAAUGCGGGAAAACAAGCGAAAGCUGCUUAAGUCAAAUUCGGACGCCAUGCAGUGUGUCAUCUUUAUAACGGCUUGUUUAUUUUUCUUAAUCUCGAUUUAUAACGAUUUUUGUGUGUAUUUUAAGAUUUUGUGCGAACAACGAAAGCUAUGAACGAGCAUAUGUGAAAAAAACAACUGUUUUUUCUCCUUUUUUGUGUGGAAAAUGUGAAAAUAUGACAACGUAGCGAUGGUGCUUAUCCAGAAGCGAAAAACAGUAUUUCACUAAGAUUUUAACGUCAAUAUAUUAUACUGUACGUUAUUCCGUUAAAAAUCAAGACAACUGUGGAACGAUGUUUAUUUUUAUAAUUUGACAUUAAUAUGAAAGAAACCAGAGGUAAAAAUUAACAAGAAAACGUCAAAUGUUAUUGAUUCGCAUGGGAAAAAUAGGUACGCUAAGCGUACAUGUACCUGCUCAUGCAUUGUUGUCAAGGAGUUCAAUCAAUACUCAGUAGCUUGUAAACAUAUUAAGAGGCUGAUGUUUAAUUAAAUUAAUAUAUUUAUUCUAUAAAACAUCUAUAAAUUUCCAGAGACUAAUUCCGGCCAUAUAACUUAACUCACAAGAUGAUAUUCUUGUUGAAACAUAACGGGUUCAACAUCUUCAAGAUUGAUAGUUCAUAAUAAAUAAUAUGAUAUGGCAAAAUCUGGUUUGUCUGUAAUGAAAGUAGGCACCAAUUGUCUAUAGUUAUGAACUAUGAUUUAACAAAUAUAAAUCAUUUUUCGUGUUGAUAGGCUAUAUAGUUAUGUCAACACGAGUGGGAAUUAAGAAAACGAGUGGGGAUAAACUAUGCAUCAGUGGGGUAAACUAUGCAUCAGCAUGGGUUUUAUAACCAUGCAGUGUCAGUGAUUCUCAAGAUAUAUAUUAAUAGCAAUAUGAAUGACGUAAACUGCGAUCCUUUCACCUUCCAUUCCGUGACCCAAGAUGAUGUAAAUAGGAUAAUACAAAGAUUACCAUAAAAAGCUCCUGGAUAUAUGAUAGUGUAACAGCUAGAAUUUUAAGUUUACCCGUGAUGAUUCCUGCAAUUACAAACUUAAUAAAUUACUCCUUUUCAUCAUGCGAGUUUGCUCAUGUCUGGAAACGAACGGAGGUUACACCGUAUAUACACGUCCAAUUUCGAUUCUGCCUAUCAUAUCUAAAGUUGUUGAGAGAUCACCACAUGUGAUAUUUACUGGAUAUUUAGAAAAAUUGGCCAAUAUCAGUCAGGAAAUUGGAAAAUCCAAUCCACGGAAACAGCACUUCUCUAUUUUACUGACAAAAUUCUAAAGAAUAUGGACAUGAAACAAGUAUGAAGAACAAAACAAUAGACACUCCGAAAAUAGUUAACAUUUUAAUCAACGUUUCGACUAGGUUUCAGUCAUCAUCAGCAAUGACACUAUUGAAAAAUACUGAGAUAUAUAUUUACAAGUUAAGCGGAUCAAAUUACGCGCAAAUUAAAUAUCACAAGUUCCUUAGAGGCUUUAGUUCCGUGAUUAUGUUCCGGUUUUUGGCGAUUUAUAUCUAAAGACUCCUUAUAUAACAAUAAUGACCAAUGCCUAGAUUUAUCUAAUAUAGUACAGUUUUGGUAUAUGAUGGCUUCUGUGGUAUGUGGAUCAAACUGAUCCAGUAGUGUGUUAGGUAGGUUAAGUAGGGUAGAUAGACAGCCUUUACUUUAACACGAUAAUGUUUAAAGCUGCAAGCUUGUGGGGUCGUGUAUAUAACUAUAUAUCUAUGAGUUAACUAUAAAAAUGAAAUAUUAGAUGUACAUGUACUAAUAAAAUUAAAUAUAUACAUAUUCACUCUGCCUGAACCGCAUAGUCAGUUGAGGCAGAGGCGACAUCGAACAGGUCUGGAAGUAUUGGAAAUGUUCACAUGACACAAUAUGUUUGUGAACUUCUGAGUUUUUGUCGGAGGAGUGUUCUAUAAUCCUUGUUCUGAGGCAGCGAUCAGUUUUUUCCGAUGUGCGACAAUUGACAGCCAGGACAGCUAAAUUUGUAGACAACACUACGUUGGAGCUCUUUAUCCGUUCGGUCUUUUAAGGCUGAUUUCCACUGUUGCGUUUUUCGUACGCACGUACACGCACGUAAAACUUUGAAUCCUUCUAUUUUUUAAACAUUUUACAAAUAAGUUAACAAAUACAUACUAAAUUUUUUUGAGUUAUUUGCUGGAAUACUCUGUGGCAAGUAUUGUAAUCGAAAUGCAAGAACUACGGCUUUGCUGGACGGGUGAUUUGGAGAAAUUGAAGCUUUUUGUAAGCAAGAAUGUUGAUUUUGUCGGCGAAUGGACUUCACCAGGCAAUGAUAAAAAAAAUACAGUGAUGGUUAUAGCUCAAUAUCCUGGCGCAAAUCCAAGAAAGUGUUGGAAAUAG
This is a messenger RNA of Paramuricea clavata, 2836 nucleotides long. Lineage: Eukaryota; Metazoa; Cnidaria; Anthozoa; Malacalcyonacea; Plexauridae. The record is from the annotation of a GenBank genome assembly.